GCACUUUUGCAAUAUGCUUAUCUAACUAGCAGCAUCUGAAUCAAACAGACCUAGCGGGCUUAAUCUAGGGAGAGUAAACGGCGAAGAAACUCCACUCCAAGUGCAAAUUAUUUAUUCAUUUAAUUUAGAGAUUUUAGCUGAAGAAAAGCUUAAAACUUGAACUUGGCAAACUAAUGAAAGGCAUAAACCAGUGAAAUAAAGAAUGUGGGACCGAAGAGAGUAAAAGCAAAGUCAUUUUGUGCUGUGGAUUUGAAAGGCAGUUUAACAUGCAGUGUAGCAAGUGGAAUGUUUUUUUGGUGAUACUUGUAUUUGUGGUGCUAGCCAUCCGUGGCUGUGGUGCACUAGUGGACAGGUCAAGACUGGAAGCCAGGGGAGUGAACCAUAGCUCCGAUGGACAUCGCACAUACCAUGAGCCUGUGCUUUCUGGCUCCAAUGCCAAUGACACUGGAGCAGCCAGGCAUUCUGCUGCAGGUUUCCAGAUUGUAUCCUUCAAGUGGGAUCAUAUUAUGGUUCCCUACACCAUUGUUCUCUGGAUUCUGGUGGCUGCUAUUGCCAAAAUGGUUUUAGGAUUGAACCACAAAGUGACCAGCAUCAUCCCAGAGAGUGCCUUGUUGAUUCUAAUUGGUUUUGUCCUGGGUGGCAUUAUAUGGGCAGCAGACAAAGCUCAAACCUUUACCCUGACUCCUAUAGUCUUUUUCUUCUACCUCCUACCCCAAAUUAUUCUUGAUGCUGGGUACUUCAUGCCCAACAAGCUGUUCUUUGGAAAUCUCGGUGCCAUCCUUGUGUUUGCCAUCAUUGGCACCUGCUGGAACGCUGCCACACUUGGUUUAUCACUGUGGGGCAUUUACCUGGGUGGUAUAAUAGGUGUCAACUUCAAUAUCAGUGUGCUGGAGUUUCUCCUCUUUGGAAGCUUGAUUUCCGCAGUGGACCCUGUGGCUGUAAUAGCUGUCUUUGAAGAAGUUCAUGUCAAUGAAGUUUUAUUCAUUCUUGUCUUUGGGGAAUCUCUUCUGAAUGAUGGUGUCACAGUGGUGCUGUAUAAUGUAUUUGACUCUUUUGUAACGAUAGGAGGAGGAAAUAUUAAUGCUGUGGAAAUUGUCAAAGGAGUAGUGUCUUUUUUAGUUGUGGCUCUUGGAGGAACCUUAGUGGGAGUUGUUUUUGGAACACUGCUGUCCUUGCUGACCAGGUGGACAAAAAACGUUCAGAUAAUUGAACCUGGAUUCAUCUUUGUCAUGGGAUAUCUGUCCUACCUCACUGCUGAUAUGGUGUCUGUUUCAGAUAUCCUGGCGAUCACUUUUUGUGGCAUUUGCUGUCAAAAAUAUAUCAAUGCCAACAUGGAUGAGAGAUCAGUUACCACGGUGAGAUACACACUGAAGCUGAUGGCCAACGGUUCUGAAACCAUCAUUUUUGUGUUCCUGGGAAUCUCUGCAAUAGAUCCCAAUAUAUGGGUUUGGGAUACUGCCUUCAUACUCCUAACCCUUGUCUUCAUAUUAGUCUACAGGUUUAUAGGUGUCUUCGUUCUGACGUGGAUCUUAAACCGCCACAGGCUGGUGCCCUUGGAAUUCAUAGACCAGGUGGUCAUGAGUUACGGGGGCUUGCGAGGAGGUGUGACAUAUGCCUUGGCAGUCAUGUUGGAUGCGGAAAAAAUUCGAGCAAAAAACCUUUUCGUCAGCACCGCUCUCAUCGUCGUGUACUUCACUGUCAUCCUACAGGGUUUAACAAUCAAACCAUUGGUGACCUGGCUGAAAGUGAAAAGGACUGAGCACAAAGAUCCUCUGUUAAUCGAAAAGCUGCAAAGCAGGGCCUUUGAUCACAUCCUUAUUGCAAUUGAAGAUAUUUCAGGACAAAUUGGGCAUAACUUUAUGAGGGACAAGUGGUUGCAGUUUGAUGAGAAGUGGCUGAGCAGGGUACUGAUGAAACCCUCUGCACGAAAGUCACAAGAUUACAUCUUCCAUGUCUUCCACCAGCUUAAUCUAAAAGAUGCAGUCAGCUACGUGUCAGAGGGUGAGCGUCAAGGGUCACUGGCCUUCCUACGGUCUGAAAAUGAUGCAAACGUGGAUUUUAACAGGAAGCGUCACUCAGCUAUGUCAGUGAUGGCGCCGGAUUUGAUCCACGAUGAUACCCCUGUGUCUGCAAUCCUGUACAAGGCCAGGAAGCAGCACAGACACCGGUAUAGCAGACGCCACAUCAGCACCAACAAAGAUGAGAACGAAGUCCAAGAAAUCUUCCAGCGCACCAUGAGGCAGCGUCUUGAGUCCUUUAAGUCUGCCAAGAUGGGGGUCGGCCAAAGCAAGAAAAUUCAAAAACAUCAAAGGAAGGAUCACAUGCAGAAGAUGCCAAAUGGAAAAUCUUCAGAGGAGUCUGCUGGGUGGUCAUUUUCUUCUCAAGAUGAAGGAAUUGAAAACCCAGCUUUCAUGCCAGAUGAAGAGCUUCCUGCUCCUCUGAGGACUCCACCCUGGUUGGCCAACGAAGACACCGUCGUGCCCUCACAGAGUGCACGUGUGCAUCUUCCCUGGACUCCAAAUACCUUCAACCGGCUCGCCCCACUGAGGCUCAGCACCAGAUCCACAGAUUCAUUUUUACUUGCAGGUGUUCCAGCUGCUGAUGAGAAUCCUCAAUAAUUCCAACUUGAUGUAGAAUCAAAAGUACAAAUGUCAUGUUGUCUACCACCAGGAAAACAUGAGUUGGUUCUUCCUUAUCAAGCCGUGUGGUAAAAACAUCUUCCUCCUAAUCUGUGAAACUGACUUUAUAUUUUUAUGUUUUAUUCUUUAACAUCAUUUGCAUUUAAGAUUUUUUUAUUUUCUAGAUCUCUAGAUAGCAAAGUACAUUGUAUUAUUUUGGUUUUUAUAGGUCUUUGUUUGCAUUACAUGCUGAAUUACUUUGCCUUAUCAAUAAUCUUCCUUCACUAUGAUGUGCAAUAAUCUCUAAGAUAUUAAAGAAAUAUUUUUAAAAAUUUAGAUGAACAAAUCCCUGAAAGGGAAUUUCGUUACAAAACUAUUAUUUUUAUGAAAAAGAGCUAAACUGUUGUAGGAAAUUAAUAUUUAUAUUAUGUUCAAAAUAAAACAUUUUGUACAGACAAAAUGGGUAGGUUUAUAUAUUUCUUAUAUAUUAGUUUAUCUACCAUAGUCUGUGAUCCCAAAAGGGUUCCAUAUUAACUGUAAAUCUUGAGAGAGGAUAGGCUUAAAUGGAAGUAAAUUCAAAAGCAAUUUGAGCACUAAUUAUUUGCAUGAUAAUUAGGAAAUAAUGUUUAUUAAUCUGUAGAGUAUAACAAAAACUGACACAGAAACAACUACAAUCCCAAAUCUGGCAGCGUGCCACCGUAGUUUUUUUGGCAUUUUAAGUGGACUGUCAUGUACUUUCAGCCUUCCUCCAGGUUCAUAAUUCCCAUGUGUCAGUCCCGUCUUGAGGAACACAGUACGGACUUUCUUUUGCAGGUCCUUCCUUAACUGUACUCAUAAAUGUUUAUCACAAUGCACUGGAAUAUUCAUCUCAAUUAACUCUGUCGUCCAUUUCUUCAUCUUCACCAAUGUAUUCUACGUUUCCUGCUGAUCCUGUUUGGCCAGGGACUCCUCUCAGUAACAAACACCAGGAUCCCUGAUGCAUCAGCAGCCAAGUUUGCCUUUCUCUCACAUUUCUCUAAGAGCACCUUCAGUCUGCUGAGUAUAAGGUCAAGGGAGCACUCAGGAUUCUGUCUCUGCCAUUUCUCACCUGGGAUGUGGAUAGAAGGUAUACUGCUACAUGCCAGGUACCGCCCCAGUCCUCCAGUGCUAAUACCUUAAAUCAUCCCUGUACCUUAGCAGCUUGGAACAUCUUCUUCAGUCCUGGGGAACUGCCACACAGUGCACCUGUCCAGAACUGGAAAAGCCCCUCUUUUGUUGCUUCGUCAUUCAGACUAGCUGUGGUUCAUUCUGCAGGUUUUCCUCAUUUGCAAGUGCAUAUCCUUACAUACUAUUCAAUUUUAAUGCUGUGUAGUUACACAGUUACUACUAUAAUAAUAUAAUACUAUUGUAUUUCAUGAAAUAAAAAUGAAGAUUAAAAUGAUCUUGACUAUUUAAUAUUUGCAGUAUAUUUAUGGCAUUACUAAACAUUUUAUAAAUUACAUUUUUCUCUCUCUUAAAUAUUUACUCUCCUAGCUCACACAAAAACUCUGAACAACUAAUCAAUUGAAUUUUGUGACAAGAAUUGAAAAGUACAAAUGUUGUAUUGUUAUUUCUACCUGGUGUGAGGAGUCUGAAAAUGAUGAUCAGUAAAAAUGGUGAAUGUCCUGUCGUGAAGUGUUCAGUGAGAGGGUACCGUAAAAUAUGUCACUCAGAUUAUGUACUAUAUACUGAUUCAUAUCAAAACAACACCAUUAGCUGAAAAGAGGUCAGGAAUUUCUAGGAACAAACCCAAGUUUAGUUGAGAUAUGCAUUAGCAAGAACUCUUAAAGUCUGCCUUUUUGAGAAUGAACAGAAAAAAUGUUGUUUAGGAUCUCUGGUAAUUUAUAAAACUGAAGAAAACUGAUUCUCUUGAAUUCUAUACCUGUGAGCAAAUGAAUAAAUUAAGUGUGUUAUAGCA
Molecule: messenger RNA, 4554 nt
Organism: Lepisosteus oculatus (spotted gar)
Lineage: Eukaryota; Metazoa; Chordata; Actinopteri; Semionotiformes; Lepisosteidae
Source: RefSeq, a predicted model, not a curated record